Molecule: messenger RNA, 5202 nt
Organism: Neogale vison (American mink)
Lineage: Eukaryota; Metazoa; Chordata; Mammalia; Carnivora; Mustelidae
Gene: YPEL2
Product: yippee like 2
Exons: 4
Coding region: 168-527 (119 amino acids)
Source: RefSeq, a predicted model, not a curated record
UGAGGGUCCUUCCUCUGAAGACAUCACCAGUGUGUGGAGCCUGCCCCACACCCACCCCCUGCCAAACCACGGCCUUUACCUGUGUCUUCCGGUGUUUCCCGUGCGACCCAUCCUGUGGGAGUGCCUCGUGGGCCACUCCAGAGUUCACCCCACGCUCAGCGGCGCCAAUGGUGAAGAUGACAAGAUCCAAGACUUUCCAGGCAUAUCUGCCCUCCUGCCACCGGACCUACAGCUGCAUUCACUGCAGAGCCCACUUGGCCAAUCAUGAUGAACUCAUUUCCAAGUCGUUCCAAGGAAGUCAAGGACGAGCAUACCUCUUUAACUCAGUAGUUAAUGUGGGCUGUGGGCCCGCAGAAGAGCGAGUGUUGCUAACAGGACUCCACGCAGUCGCAGACAUUUACUGUGAAAACUGCAAAACCACUCUGGGCUGGAAAUAUGAACAUGCCUUUGAAAGCAGCCAGAAAUAUAAAGAAGGCAAAUACAUCAUUGAGCUAGCACACAUGAUCAAGGACAAUGGCUGGGACUGAUCGGAGGGUGUCCACCUAACCCAGUGUCCACGUGAACGCCAUCCAACCGAACAUUCUACCCAAGCGUGAGAGAGUGACUGAACACUUGGUUCCAUCCAUUUAGGGGCCUUGCCAUCUGGGGCAUUCUCCCACCCUGACACCAUCUUUCUGGUGACCGGCCUCUAAGUCUUUGUCUCUCUGUCUCUUUGCUUUGUAUCUGUUUGUGAGUUGAUCCUGGCUUCUCUCUCUGUUCUAGUGUUGGCUGAAAACAAAACAACAAAAGGAACAGAUGUCUGACCGCAUGGCGGCAGCCCACCUUGAUCAGGGCCCUAGGGCCCAUAGAAGAGCUGCCUGAUGGCCUUUUGUCGGGAGAGCAGUGGCACAGCACGGGGGUAUGAGGAAGAGGGGAAGGAGAGAGCCUUGAGGGUCCCAGGGGUGGGCAGGGGAUGGGCCCUUAGAGGUAGGAACAAAAUUGUGCUGCUCCCGGAGUCCUGGUAACUUAGGCUUGAAAUAAUCGACUUGUCUAAAAGGACAAAGAGAAAAAAAAAAAAUACCUCAUGACUGCAUUCUCUCUGAUCAGAAGCUUCUGUUCCUGACACCGACAGUGCCGGGUUAGCAUGUGAGCCCAGGAACUGGCCCUAACUCCAGGGGAUCAGGGGCCGGGUUCUCCUGGGUUGAGUUGGGGGUGUCGUGGAAGCAGAGGGUGAAAAGCCCAGGUGGUUUUGAGAACUCCGAUGCCUCACUGCCCCUUCGGGUCAUCUUUGCCUCUUUAGUCACUGUAGGUAAGAAGAGGGGGACUGCCAUUUGCAAUGGAUGCAAGAUCGAAACAUCCCAAAGGCUUUGGCCACCAACCAAGUAAAAUCAGUAACUGAGGAGGACAGGGAACAAAGGGGGAGGCGGUAGUUCGGGAGCUCCUUCAGAAAUGGCUCAGAUACUGCGCCAGAAACAAUAAAAAGUAGAAACAGUGAGCAAUUCUGACCAUCUAACCUUUUUUCCUGACCCUUAGUAAGAGAAGAGCCUUGUGGCAAGGAGGGGGGUGGGGUGGGGCAAUGCUGGGAAUAGUUUAGAUUUGAACCAUGACAGGUUAGUGCAUCUUUCCCCUUUGGUAUGCAGUGGCUUCAGUGAGAUCAGCAAUUCUUUGUACAUAGAGUUUUGGGUGUUUUUCUCCAGUUCUAUCCCUGUAGACUUGUGGAAAACAAAGUCCCAAGGCUUUGAGCUGAGUGAUCACCUGGCCAGGAGAUUCCUCAUGCCCCUGGAGCUGUUCUCGGACUUGACUGCUUUGUGUGGAGAGAAAUUGUCAGAGUGGUCCAUUAGUGGGAAGGGCCUGGGUGUGAUAGCCAACAUCAAGUUACAAAUUCCAAUAUUAGCCUCUGCCUCCCAUCUCGCAGCCCAAACCAAAGUUCUUUAUAUUAAGGAAAUGGAGAACAAAUCCUUACUAAGUCUCCUGAGAGAAAGGAGUUGGUUACAGUUAACCAACACUGUGCAGUGUAUUCUACCAACAGCUAAGCCAGUAGUACACUGUGCACGACCAAAGUCAUUUAACCGAGUUAAUUUUAUUGCUUAGACCGAAAAUGUAAUUAAUGUUAAGAUAUGUGCAGGUUAUGUUAGGUAAUUCUCAGCAUCUCAUUCUCUAAGUAGGCUGAUCCUAUAGGAACAUUCACCUUAAAAGUCAGAGAAGAGUGAGUUCGUCGAGACAAGAAAUCUGUAAAAUUGAUUCAUCAGGAUUCAAGCAGGCAGUGAGGGACAUUUCCAGAAUUCUGACAAAUUUCCGUAGGGAUUGAGUCCAUGGUGGAAAUGUCUUUUCAUGUUGCUGUGGUCUGAUUGCAGAAGGGGCACCGGAGCUAGGAGCUGGGCGUGGUCCUGCCCUGGAGGGUGACUGACGCAGGAUUGACAGGAAGCUGGGUGGCUCCAGGCUUAGCAGUAGACAGCUUCUGUGACACAAAAGGAUUCUUAGAAAUUGAAUCUUGUUCCCAGAGGCUUUUAACCCACAUUUUUUGGUACUUCAGCAACCCUGGGAAAUUAAGUGCUCCCCACAUUACUAAAAAGCAGACUGAGGUUCAGAAGAAGUAUUUCAUUUCCACUCCCAAAGAAAAAGUUCUUCUGGCUCCCAAGGCCAAGAUCUCAAUGAAAAAAUUUUCGACUUGACAUUCCUAAGCUGGCUCGCCAGCACAAAAACCAUAGAUCCCCCUUUCUGUCUGUGCUGAAGGUAGUAGCCUUCACUUAGAGAUUUUGAUUAGCGCCUUUGCUCAGGGAAUGUCCUGGCUGUUGAUACUCCUUUCCAUAGAAAGAAAAUGGGGAUUAAGCAUGGGUAGAGGUUUUGUCUUUGAUACUGAAAAUGGAAUGUGGUGACAUAGAAACCAGACACGAGGUGUCCUAGAAUUUUCAAGGGGCAGAGGAGACCGAUGUGCCACUGUUCUUCUUGGGGAUGAGGCCUCUGACUGUUGCAUGGAUCAGAGCAGGCUCCAGUUAGACCCAGGUCCUGGUUUUGUUUUUGGUUUUCCAAUUCUUACCAUUGAGCAUCCAGUGAAUGUGUGGCACCAUACUCGGUGCGAAAGAUCUGAGUAGAAUGUUGGUUUUUCCAUAACUACAGGGGGAAAAAAACAACUCAUUAGGCUUUCCCUUUGUGUCAAUGAAACCAAAAGUGCUUCUUAUAACUUCAGCUCCACUCAUGGUUUGUCUACCUAACGUCAAGCAGUAUUGGAGAGACCGCAGCUGAGUGAUGGAGACACAUCAACUCAUGGCCUCAGUCAGUUCGUUUUUUAAUUUCCUCACCAAAUUAUUGACUCAGAGCAUAACCAAAGACCUCAUCCAUUCACCCCUGGCAGGUUCAGGGAAUUGGAGUUUGACGGUAAAGCCUCGGCAGGGUGUUGGGAGUAGGGCAGGGGAAAGGGCAAAGUGAGGAAGGGAAAGGCAUGAUGUUCUAUACCUCAGCCAGCAGCUGCCUUCUUUGCAGCUGAAGUCCAGCUGGCCAACUCUCUAGGUCCAUCUCCCCUGUGCUGUCCUAGGUCGUGUGGCCUCGGUGGCUCUGGAUACACCGAGACCCCAGGAUGUUAGUCUCAGGCUGUGAUGGAUUGAUUUGACAUGGAUCAAAUACAGCCAGACUUGAUGGCCCCAGAUGGUCAGCUGGGCCUGACUGAGAGCUGCCCCAACUCCGAGACAGCAAGAUCAUGGAGAUGGGAUAAAUCUUGGCAGGUGGGUCAGUGUGUGAAAAAGAGGUGUCCCCUUUAGAAAAAGAUUUUCAAGUGGAUAUAUAUAUGGAAACAAAGUUGCUUGUGAAAUAUACUUUUGUAAAUAAUAUUUAAUUUUUUAAAUAAUAUAUUUGGUGCUGUUUUCUCAGAUCCCCUGAGAGCACUUUUUAUUUUCAUUUUUAAAUUCUAUGGUUUCCUCUGCAUUUCUUGAAGUAUAUAUUAAGGGAAACAAGUGAUCACCAAUAUACUCUUUUUAAAAAAAGAAGAUCUGUAUCACUUUCGUCUGGACAGAGGGAAUAAAGCAAUGCCUCUCUGCUCCACCAACCCCCAACCACCCAUGGAGCAGACUCUGCAGUUUCAUUACCAGGUUGAGAAUUGAAAUAGUUUCUUGCACCAAUAUUGGCUAAGAAAAAAAUAAAAUAAAAUCAGAUAUAGUUACAGCUUAGUGAUUCCUCUUUUUGAAAGAGUUUCCAACAAAUCGGGAUCUUGUUUUUAAUGUGUGUGUGUGUGUGUGUGUGUGUGUGUGUAAGUGUAAAAAGCACUUUGGACUGUGCCUCCUGUUUUCUUUUUUACUGGGGACAGUAUACCUACAGUUUACACCUUGGGCACAUAAGGCUUUCUUUUCUUUCUUGCUGGUUGUUUUGUUUCUGAGUGGACCAACAGCACAAACCAUGAGGAUUUUGAUUUUCUGAGCAUGGAGCUAUUGCCACUUUGCUCCUUUUUCUUUGUGUGCUCAACUUUCCCAGAUGGUAAAGGAAAUCUACUGUUUGUGAAGGUCAAACGGAAUCAAAUCUGUGUGUUUCUAACUGACAUGUGCGUGUGUUCCUUACAUACCCUAGGGUUCCGGUUGUUGUAGAAGCCGUGUCUGGUUUGGGUUGAAAGAACAUUGGUAAAAUAAUACACAUACCUUGUAAGUAAACAAUUUAUUUUAUUUUAAGGCCAUACUGCCUCAGGUUCAGGAAGAGGCUGGGAAAUCAAAUCUUAAACACAAUCAACUUAACAUAUUUUAACAGAGUCUGCCUUGCAUGAAGAAACAUGCUAGUGGUCAAGGUAGAGGAGAGAGAUGUUUCAUUUUCCUAAGCAAAAUACAGUCAUGAAAUCUGCCAGCAGUGAAAGGUAAAGCCAAGAAGAAAUAAACUAUUCCCAUCACCAAAUUCAAUCUGCCUGUAUGUUUUUAUAUAACAUUUUGGUGAAAGUGAGAGUUGGUUCCCUUUUCAACCUGCAGAGACGAUCUUUAAAUACGGAAUCUGUCUAUUUAUGCUUGUGUUUACAAACUGUAUUUGUUGGGUUUGGGUUUUGUUAUUUUCCCUAUCUUUUUUUUUCCCCCCCUGUGGCGUUUUUCAGGUCACUUUGCUUCAAUAACAAAGAUAAUUAUUUUCGAAUAAUUUGUCUUCACCUUUUCCUGUAUUUGUACAUAGUGGUUCAGUAUUAGAGAAAAGUGCAUUGUUUCUGUCAUAUUUCCAAUUUGUGUUGGUGCUCAUUUGAGAAAAUAAAGUUUUCAAAUAUUC